Messenger RNA from Octodon degus (degu), 2458 nucleotides. Its product is annotated as zinc finger protein 717. The coding region runs from base 199 to 1914 and encodes 571 amino acids. The record is from RefSeq and is a predicted model, not a curated record. Gene Ontology annotation, molecular function: DNA-binding transcription repressor activity, RNA polymerase II-specific; RNA polymerase II cis-regulatory region sequence-specific DNA binding. NCBI's taxonomy places the organism in Eukaryota, Metazoa, Chordata, Mammalia, Rodentia, Octodontidae. The transcript is spliced from 5 exons. Gene Ontology annotation, biological process: negative regulation of transcription by RNA polymerase II.
CCUGGUCCAGCCGCUUCCAAUAGCUGCUCCUCUGUCUGAGGUGUUGCGUUCUCCGUCCCUGAAGGUUUUACGAGGGCGCAAGCGCUGCUUUGACCUGGGGAGCGGGCCAGAGAACAUGUGAAGUGUUUUGAGGAGGAUGAGCUAGGUCUGUGCCUGCCUGUUGUCUCAUGACUUUCUUAUAUUUGGCUUCUCUCAGCUAUGCCUCCGGAGUCCUCUGUGUGCUUCACAGAGCAACAGAAGAUGAAUAAAUCUCCGGUGUUGGUGUCAUUUGAGGAUGUGGUUGUGGACUUCACCUGCGAGGAGUGGCAGGACCUAGAUGAUGCUCAGAGGACCCUGUACAAGGACGUGAUGCUGGAGACCUACCGCAGCCUGGUGUUGUUGGGCCAUUGCAUCACUAAACCUGCAGUGAUCUUUAAACUAGAGCAAGGAGCAGAGCCAUGGAUGAGAGAAGAAUCCCCACAUCUGAGCUCCCCAGAUGUCCAGAAAGUGGAUGACAUAAUUGAGACGAGUCACCAAAGUGGAGAUAGACAUCUGUGGCAAGUUGUAAUCACCACCAAGAACAUAUCAACUGAAAACCAAGUUCAAUUAAGAAAUACUUUUGAUUUGAACUCUAGCCAUAUUUCAGAUUUGAUUAUAAAUAAUGAAAACUAUUCAGUUUUGAAACCUGAAGAAAAUGUUUGUCACAACACACAUCUCCCUAGUGAGCCAUGUAAGAUGGAUACUCCAGAGAAAUCUCAUUUGUGUAAUAUAACGGGAAAAUCCCUGAGGUAUCUUGAGUAUUUUGGUCAGCAUUCCAAGAUUCUGACUGGGCAGCAGGAUUUUCAGUCUAGCGCACAAUGGAAAGCCUUUGUCAACAAGGCUAAAUUAUUGAAAGAAUGUAUUACAUAUAAGAGGGUUCCUGUGGGGCAAGUGUGUUGGGAGCAUAACGAAUCUGGGAAAGCUUGUGAGAAAUCAGCUCUCAUUGCUAAGAUAGGGAAGAAAACUCUUUAUAGAAACUGUGAUCUCACUACACAUCAGACACACAUAAGGCAGAAAUCCUGUGAAUGUGGUGAAUGUGAGAAAAACUUCAUUACUAAAUUAGACCUUAUAAUACAUCAGAAUAAACAUCCAGGGAAGAAGCCUUAUGCAUGUAAUCAGUGUGAGAAAUCUUUCAGCUACAGGUCAGACCUUAUUGUCCAUGAGAGAAUUCAUACAGGGGAGAAGCCUUAUGCAUGCAAUAAAUGUGGAAAAACCUUCAGCCGGAAAUCAACUCUCACUAUCCAUGAGGUAAUUCACACUGGGAAGAAGCCCUAUGCAUGUCAUGAGUGUGGAAAGACAUUUCACCAGAAGUCAAACCUUACCAGUCACCUGAGAACUCACACAGGAGAGAAGCCCUAUGAAUGUAAUGAAUGUGGAAAAGCAUUUGGCCAGAAGUCAAACCUCAGAACACAUCAGUGUAUUCACACGGGGGAGAAACCAUAUGAAUGUAAAGAAUGUAGGAGAAGUUUUUACCAUAAGCCAGCACUCACUAUACAUGAGCGAACUCACACAGGUGAGAAACCCUAUGAAUGUAGUGAAUGUGGUAAAACCUUUUGCCAGAAGUCCUACAUUAGGAAGCAUCAGAGAACUCACACUGGAGAGAAACCCUAUGAGUGUAAUGAUUGUGGAAAAACGUUUGGGCAGAAAUCGUAUCUCAGUAAACAUGAGAUAAUUCAUACUGGGAAAAAACCUUAUGAAUGUAACCAAUGUGGAAUAACAUUUUCCCAGAAAUCAAACCUUAGUAGGCAUCAUAGAACCCACACAGGAGAAAAACCUUUUGAGUGUAAUGAGUGUGGAAAAACCUUUGGCCAAAAGUCAAGCCUCACAGUCCAUCAGGGUUCUCACAAAGGGCAGAAACCAUAUAAACAACAACAAUAUGGAAGUUUCUUCCAUUAGACUCCACUUAACACAAGAAAAAUCACAGUGAGUCGAAACCAUAUGAAUGUAAUCAGUGUGGAGAGAAUUUUGAGCAGAAGUUAAAGCUUAUUAAACAUAAGAUGACCACACUUGGGAGAAGCCCUAUGAAUGUAUUUGAAGAUGAAAACUUUCUGAAAUUCAUAACAAGCAUUAAAAUGCUUACAUGGGAGACAACCACGAAUAUAGAAUCAUUUCCUCAGAAAUCCCACUUUGAUUAAUGGCAAAGUCUUCAUUGCAGAGACUACUUAUGUCUCCUAAAACCAUUUUAUUCUCUCUGUAAUGCAGUCUUCAUUUCUGGCUUUAACUUUUGGUUAUCACUAGCUAAUGGAGAGGUUCUUGGAGAAUAUGGACAGUGAUGAGCAUUAUGUCCAAGCCUGGCAACAUAAAAGACAGUGGCCAUACACUUCUCUAAUUUCUCAUGUCUUGAAAACUGAGGUGCAGGUGAGUCAGGACAACCUUGGGAAAUAAAAAAAAAUGUCACUGUGAGUUAAGACAUGAAGAGAAUAAGAUCUUUCCAGCUGUA